Messenger RNA from Anguilla anguilla (European eel), 5933 nucleotides. Its product is annotated as inactive tyrosine-protein kinase 7-like. Bases 765 to 4016 code for a protein of 1083 amino acids. The transcript is spliced from 20 exons. The record is from RefSeq and is a predicted model, not a curated record. Gene Ontology annotation, molecular function: ATP binding; protein kinase activity; axon guidance receptor activity. Gene Ontology annotation, cellular component: axon; plasma membrane; neuronal cell body. Lineage: Eukaryota; Metazoa; Chordata; Actinopteri; Anguilliformes; Anguillidae. Gene Ontology annotation, biological process: homophilic cell-cell adhesion; synapse organization; protein phosphorylation.
AAAAAACCGUGCACGCAACUUCUAAUGUGGUGAAUGUGUUGCACGAAAUUCCAGGUCACAGUGUUGCAUCACGUAAAUGUAGCAGCGUGCUCGUGUCGAUACAGUGUUUCCACGGGUUCUCUUAAAAGGCUAUUUGAAAUAAGAUCAAACGUGAAACCAACACAGCGAUAAACGCGUGGAAUUUUCUGAAGCAAUGUAACUGUUAAGGUUGUUGCAUUUACGUUCUAAUUUUCAACAGACAAUAAUCGAUUAAUGUUCUUCACCAGAAGGUCGCAGCACUGAUCCUUUCUCCGGUGUCUCCGGAAAACCGGAAGCGUGUCCAAUCCAAGAGAGGGAGAAGGGGAGAAUGAAACUUGUGAGAUAGGCAAGUCUGUGGACCAGAGUCGUAGCCAGGGUAUUUUGAGACACGGCUUUCACGGCAGAGAGACUGGAACGGGAUUGGGAAUGGUUUUGCGAUCGCCAGCAUCACUCAUUUUAAACCAAAGUUAGUGCAAAAAUGAAUUAGGUGUGGAAUAGAAUGCAUCGCCCAACAAAUCCAAACCUCUGAUCCAUCGCAGCCGUAUUGCUUUAAAGUCUGUUUUUUUAUUUUGUCCGUCGUUUAUUUGAUUGGUUAAGGACUCGUCCGUGAAAGCAGUGCGGGAUUCCUGGUUUGUUCCGAUUCUUCGACAGGAACGCGCCCAGCUUUGUCGUUACCCUUUCAUUCUUUCCCUGUCUUGUAUUUCGCUGCUUAAGGACUUGCUCUAAAGUAGUUUACUACAAUCAUCAUGGAGCUAUCGUCGGCGGAACGUGGACAGCGGCGGGAGAUCUACAUGCAAUCCACGGCCCCUAACAACACUCCGCGACGGUGGCUGUUGUCUAGUAGGGCAGUUACUGUUCUCGCUCUUGGCAUGCUCUUUGCGAAAGUUGUCUGCGCGCAAGCGGGCUCCUUGGACUUCACCACGGAGCCCAGUUCCCAGGAUGCACAGCACGGGCGCAGCGCCAUGCUGAGCUGUGAGGUCAGCGACCCGGCGGGCGUGGCCUACAGCUGGCUGUACGACGGCGAGCCCGUGACGGACUCCGAGCGCCGCUUCCAGGAGGGCAGCAACCUCAAGUUCACCGCCGUGGACCACCGGCUGGACGGCGGGAACUUCCAGUGCGUGGCGAUCGACACCGCCACCGGGGAGGAGAAGCGGUCGAGCAACGCGUCCUUCAACAUCAAAUGGCUGGAGAGUGGCGGGGUGACGCUCAAAGACCCCGCCUCCGAGGCGGAGAUUGAGAGCUCUGCACCAGUCACGUUGCGGUGUCACAUUGAUGGACAUCCACGGCCCAACUGCCAGUGGUUCAAGGAUGGCGUUCGGCUGUUGGAGAGGAGUCACAUGAUCAACGGCAAGGAGCGCACGCUCACGCUGAAGAACCCCAGCCCCGAGGAGAACGGCCUGUACCACUGCUGCGGCAAAAACACCGUCGGACAAGUGUGCAGCAACCGCAACUUCACCCUCAACAUCAUAGAUAAGAGCUUCCCCCGGCCGGUGGUCUCACCUGUGGACCAGGUGGUCAUGCGGAACGAGGAGGCCGUCUUCCACUGCCAGUUCGCCGCCGAGCCGCCGCCCACGGUCGAGUGGUACCACGGCAACGACCCCGAGCCCCUCACCAACAAGACCCGGCUCUUCGUGCUCAGUAACGGGACCCUGCAGAUCACCCAGGUGAAGGUGCGCACCACCGGCGUGUACAAAUGCGUGGCCCGCGGGCCCCGGGGCCCCCCCGUCACCCUGGAGGCCAACCUCCGCCUGGCGGAGAUUGAGGACACGGGGCCUCCGAUGGUGCAGGUCUUCACGGUGGACACCCUACAGCGAGUGCGCUGCAAACCUCCGCAUGGUCACCCCAAACCGGAGGUGUGGUGGGAGAGGGGCGGGGUCCGCCUACCCCAGGAGGGCAGGGUGUACCAGGACGACCUGAGCCUGGUGUUCAGCCCCACGGAGGGGGCCGAUUCGGGGUCCUACACCUGCGUGGCCCAGAACCGGGCGGGGACCAGGAGGCAGGAGCUGACCGUCACUGUGGCCACUGCUCCGGAAUGGGUGACCAAACCGGAAGACAGCCAGCUGGAGGAGGGGCGUCCCGGCUACCUGCACUGCCUCACUAGCGCCACCCCUGACCCGGAGGUCUCUUGGUACCGCAACAACAUAGCCAUUACUGAGGACAGUCGCUAUAAACUCUACCCCAACGGGACGCUGCGCAUUAACAGUGUUGAGGUGUACGACGCCCACCUGUACAGCUGCAUGAGCAGGACCCAGGGAGGAACGCUGAACGCUAACGCGCGAGUCCACGUGCUCGAGAAGCUGAAGUUCACGCCGACCCCCCAGGCCGUGCAGUGCCUGGAGCUGGAUAAAGCCGGCAGUGUGCAGUGCUCAGCCAAGGGCCGGGAGGCCCCCACCGUCCAGUGGACCAAAACAGACGGCAGCGGGAUCCCGCCGCGCGUCGAGCAGAAGGCCGGGCUGCUGCGCUUCCCCAAGGUGACGCGCCGCGACUCCGGGAACUACACCUGCGUCGCCUCGAACAGCCUGCAGGGGGAGAUACGCGCCAUGGUGAUCCUGAACGUAGCGGUGUACGUUAAGUUCAAGAUGGAGCCGGACAACACCACGGUGUACCAAGGCCACACGGCCAUUCUUCACUGCCAGGCCACUGGGGACCCAGAGCCCUACAUCCAGUGGAGGAUUAAGGACAAGUUCCUGGACCCCAGCCAGAGCAGGUUCCAGAAGAUGGCGAAUGGUUCGUUGGUGAUCCGCACCGUCAGCACGGAGGACACUGGGAAGUACACGUGCAUCGCCGGGAACAGCUGCGACAUCAGGUCCACCUUCGCGGAGCUCUACGUCGUGGAGAAGCCGGUGCAGCACUCGAUGGAGGACGAAGACAAGGCUCCGUACAAGAUGAUCCAGACCAUCGGGCUGUCCGUGGGCGCGGCCGUGGCCUACAUCAUCGUGGUGCUGGCGCUCAUGUUCUACUGCAAGAAGAGACGCAACGCCAAGCGGCUGCAGAAGAACACCGAGGGGGAGGAGCCCGAGAUGGAGUGCCUGAACGGGGGAGCAGUUCAGCAGAACGGCCAGACCACGGCAGAGAUCCAGGAAGAGGUGGCUCUGACUAACCUGACUGCCACGGCGACCAGCAACAAGCGCCACAGCAGCAAUGACAAGCUGCACUUCCCUCGUGCCAACCUGCACACUAUUACUACUCUGGGUAAGGGCGAGUUUGGGGAGGUGCUCCUGGCGAAGGCGCAGGGCAUCGAGGAGGGCGAGGAGGAGACGGUGGUGCUGGUGAAGAGCCUGCAGACGCGCGACGAGCAGCUGCAGCUGGACUUCCGCCGCGAGUUUGAGAUGUUCGGCAAGCUCAGCCACGCCCACGUGGUGCGGCUGCUGGGCCUGUGCCGCGAGGCCGAGCCUCACUACAUGAUCCUGGAAUACGUGGACCUGGGGGAUCUGAAACAGUUCCUGAGAAUCUCCAAAAACAAAGACGACAAAGUCAAACCUCAGCACCUCAGUACCAAGCACAAGUUGUCCAUCUGCGCCCAGGUGGCUCAGGGCAUGGAGCACCUGUCCAACCACCGCUUCGUCCACAAGGACCUGGCGGCGCGAAACUGCCUGAUCAGCGCCCAGCGCCACGUCAAAGUGUCCGCUCUCAGCCUGAGCAAGGACGUCUACAACAGCGAGUACUAUCACUACCGCCAGUCCUGGAUCCCGCUGCGCUGGCUGCCUGCCGAGUCGGUCUUCGAGGACGACUUCUCCACCAAGACGGACGUGUGGUCCUUCGGGGUCCUGAUGUGGGAGGUGUUCAGCCAGGGGGAGCUGCCCUACACCAAGAUGAGCGACGACGAGGUCCUGGAAGGUCUGCAGGCUGGGAAGAUGAAGCUGCCGGCUCCAGAGGGGUGCCCCUCGAAGGUCUACAAGCUGAUGGGACGCUGCUGGGCCCCCAGCCUGAAGGAGCGCCCCUCUUUCAGCGAGAUGGUCAACGUCCUGGGCGAGGUCCCCACCGACAGCAAAGUCUGAGAGGGGCCUCCUGCUCCACCCCCACUGCACCCACCCCCUCCCCCUCGCCUGCGUGUGUGUGUGUGUGUGUGAGUGUGUGUGUGUGUGUGUGUGUGUGUGUGUGUGUGUGUGUGUGUAUGUGUGUGAGUGUGUGUUUUUAUGUGUGUGUGUGUGUGUGUGAGUGUGUGUGUGUGUGUCCAUCCCUCACCCUUUCACACUCACAGACUUAAGACUGAGAAUGAAGAUUCUGUGGAGUCUUAUCUUAUGACAGUUUCAAAAUGCGGUAGAGGCGGGGAGGGGAGAAGAGAAGAGAGGACUGUUUGUUUUUCUCUGUUGUGGAGACGUUUGUUUUUAUUGGUUUUACGUUGUUAUUCAAACCGCCCAAUUGGGCUCUGAGGACGUUUUGACCGGGGCCCGGUUUUGGGUUGGUCGAUGGCACGGGGCAGUUUGUGCAUUCCUGCACAGGACUCUGGGAAACUGCCCCCACCUCCCCUCCAUCUGCAGGAUACAGUACUGAGCUUCCCCUUGUCGCCCUCCACCAGGACAGCAGAACCACAGCAAGGCAUUGCCCUCGGCAGCCAGGAGGGGGCGCUGGCAGGACCAAGCAUCUGUCCUUGCAAAUUCUGCCUCUGGACUGGAGAUCUGUGUGUCAUAUUGUCAGGUGUGUGUGUGUGUGUGCGGAGAAACUGCAGGUGUCCGCUGCAAACUGUACGAGUCAGUGUUUGUUACCAUAUCAGCAAGUGUGUGCAAGACCAGGGUACAAACGCACAAGAUGGGGAAAAAAAGGUUUGUUGGGGAAAACGUUUACCGUAAAGCAUAGCAAGUCAACGCAACAUUUUCAUCAGAAUAGUUUGUUUGUUUCAGGUGUAGUCAAGCGUAUUUCAGGGGAGGAAAGAACGAUGUUUUCUGUCUUUUCAGCCCGAGAGGAGAUGUUACAAAAACUGUAAUGCUUGUGUGUGUGUGUGUGUGUGUGUGUGUGUGUUAGUUAGUGUGUUUGUACAUGUGAACAAAAGCGUGUGCAUGCGUGUAUGCGUGUGGCUGUCAUUGUUUUCAUGUGUGAGUGUGCGUGCGUGUGUGUGUGUGUUUAGCAGUGUGUUUGUGUUUUCCCCUGUUUAAGCCCAUGUUGUUACAGUGGACUCUUACUGUUGCUAGGAAACACUGCGAUAUUUUUUGCAGGGCACACGGAGCCUACCUUCUUUCUUAAAAAAAAAAAAAAAAAAAAGCCUUUCUUUAGCUAGCUGAGGUAAACCUGUAUUCAGCGUGCCAUCAACCAAGCACCUGUCGUUAUGUCACCGCAAGGCUUGCUCUGCUAGCGUCGCUAACCGAGCUGGACCAAUCAGAACGAGCAACGCCGCGAACGGUGAUUUCUGUAUAUAAUGUAGACACCAUGCACUAACCACACGUACAGUUCAAUUUUGUAUUCUAGAAGGAUUUUCAGGAACCAGUUUUAUUACGAAGGUCCUGUUUUUUUUAUUGUUUUUGUUUUAUUUUGUUUUCAGAACGGUACAGUUCAUUUGUUAUUUUUUAUGCAGUUUUAUGUACUUGGCAUUUUGUAAUACACGGCAUUUUAUAAUAACAUUAAUGAAAUGGGAUGGGAGGGUAUAUCUGGUCUGACUAAACUACACUACACAGAUUCAAGUGCCUGGUAAAUGAAGGAUUUCUUUUUGCAGAUUUUACAUGUCUUAUGAAAUGCAAAUGCCUUGUUUUUACUCGUUUUUGUUUUUUUAAAAUAUUUUUUAUACAUUUAAUUGUUUUUAUUAUUAUUAUUAUUAUUAUUAUGUUUUUAUUCUUGGAUAUAAAUGUGCAAAAAUACACUCUUAGCAGUUCUACUUUAUCUCAAUGCUAGGCACCUACACCUAGACGUUUUUAAGUCUGCUUUUGCAAUACUGGGGCAAUGACUAUACAUGCUGCUCUCAAUAAAGUUUCACAUUUUGUAAA